UCGAUGCGAUCCCUGAAGAUGGCGAAGUUCACGAUCGUCGCGAUCGUCCUCCUGGCGGGUACCGGCUCGUUGGCCCAGAGAAUAAUUAGGGAAGCACCGACCGCUAAAGAUGCGAACGUGGAGGCCAUCAGGGACAUUCUGCAGGAGGUUUCGGCCGGGGAAUCGAGCGCGAAGGACGACGCGAGGCUGAUCGAGAUCAUCAAGGAGGAGAUCGUGAAGACCGCGGAGGAGAUCAAAACGCCGGAAGGGUCGAUCGAGGCGGCCGCCAGGAAAGCGCAAUCGUUGGUCUCCGCGUUGACCGCGGCGUACACGAGCGCCAUCUAUAAGUCCAAAUCGCCCGAGGACGGUCGCGAGAACUUCGCACGCUUCCAGAACACUGUUCAGGCGAUCGUGGAAUUCAUCAAAAACGGCAAAUUCUUAACGUAGCCGUGGGCUACCGUAAUAUCUGCGACAAAAAAUAUACGUGCGGUUCUCCGAGAUCGAGCUAAGCGAAAUCCCGUCUCCUUCCGUUGUCCAUACUGAAAAUAUCCGGCGUUACUCGUGUUUACCGAUCGCCAACGACGCAGAUGUA
Odontomachus brunneus is the source of this 571-nucleotide messenger RNA. RefSeq lists its product as uncharacterized. NCBI's taxonomy places the organism in Eukaryota, Metazoa, Arthropoda, Insecta, Hymenoptera, Formicidae. The record is from RefSeq and is a predicted model, not a curated record. Bases 4 to 426 code for a protein of 140 amino acids. The transcript has 2 exons.